Ruditapes philippinarum (Manila clam) is the source of this 3642-nucleotide messenger RNA. Its product is annotated as fatty acid hydroxylase domain-containing protein 2-like. NCBI's taxonomy places the organism in Eukaryota, Metazoa, Mollusca, Bivalvia, Venerida, Veneridae. The record is from RefSeq and is a predicted model, not a curated record. The coding region runs from base 75 to 1085 and encodes 336 amino acids. Gene Ontology annotation, molecular function: C-4 methylsterol oxidase activity; iron ion binding. Gene Ontology annotation, biological process: sterol biosynthetic process. The transcript has 8 exons.
CGUCAAAGAACAGGAAUAACCAUCUUUGACAGUUUGACAUUAGAAACAAAAGAAAAAACGUUAGAAGGGUGAAAAUGGGAACAGAAUGUAUUACAGAACCAAGUGGGGCCAAGGAAACUAAAGGCCCAAAGUCUGUAAGGUUGUUGGACUCUGUAAAGAAGUAUCUAUUUGUGAUGGGCUCAUGUCUUCUACUGUUUGCAGCUGCUAGGAAUUCAUUUCAUUGGCAGGUCCACAGAAUAUGGGGAGCAACUGGAAGUUUGUGGCAGAGUUAUUGGGACUUUAUCUAUGACAAGCUAGGCCGUGACAAUGACUUCAUGUUUUGUUUUGCAGCAAUGUGGGUUGUAUCUGGAUGUGUGUUUUGGUUGGCUAAUGCAUUCUUUAUGAUGCUGGAUAUAACUGGCAUACCACAGUGUAUAAAGAAAUAUAAAAUACAGGAAGAUGUCCAGAUGGACAUGCAACAGUUCAAGAAGACCAUCAAGUUGGUUUUAUUCAACCAGGUGGUUAUAGGGCUUGUGUUUUGUUAUGGUGUGACAUGGUCAUUCAUAAAGCGGGGGAACUCAAUCGGUGGCGAACUACCUUCCUUUCAUUGGGUCUUGUUUGAAAUUCUUGUCUUUUCACUUGUAGAAGAAUUUUUCUUCUACUAUACACACAGAUUACUACAUCAUCCACGUCUGUAUAAACAUAUUCAUAAGAAACAUCAUGAGUGGACGGCUCCUAUUGGUAUUGUGGCUAUAUACGCUCACCCUAUAGAGCAUCUGUUCAGUAACAUCCUUCCUCCAGCACUAGGACCACUUCUAAUGGGAUCUCAUCUUGCAACUGCCUUACUAUGGUUCAGUAUUGCCCUGCUGUCUACAACAAUCUCUCACUGCGGCUAUCAUCUCCCCUUGUUCCCAUCUCCAGAGGCACAUGAUUAUCAUCAUCUCAAGUUCAAUCAGAAUUAUGGUGUGCUAGGAGUAUUGGACCGUCUUCAUGGCACGGAUAUACAGUUCAGGAACAGUAAACAGUAUCAGCGUCAUCUGAUGCUUCUCAGUCUGGUUCCCCUCUCUCAACAAUAUCCAAGCUCUCCUAAAAAGAAACCAGAAUAAAGCGGAUUUUCUGUCUAUUUUUAGCCAUGCUGAUUUUCUGUCUCUUUUUGCCAUGCUGAUUUUCUGUCUAUUUUUAGCCAUGCUGAUUUUCUGUCUAUUUUUAGCCAUGCAGAAGUAUUGUGUCAGUAUUAGGAUAACCCUAUUUUUACCUCUUUUUUUUGUCUCUCUGAAAGGGAAGUUCCUAUUUGAAUUUCUAUUUUUAGCUUCAGUUUGGUAAUAAUCACAUGACAGGCUUAAAUUCUUUUUGGCAUUUUUGGAAAAUUCACAGAAAGAUUUAAGUAGGUCUCAGGAAACUAUAUUAUUUGUCAGAACUAUAUCAAUAGAUGUCAAAUUGAUAUCAUUUAAUGACAUCAAACUUUGGACAGCAAUAUUAUUGUUGCAUUGAAUAUCCUAACAAACAGUGCAGACCAUACAGAUGUCGAAGGUGUGCCAGAUGACUUUGGUCUGCACUGGUCACAUGGGUAGAACCAGUUGCCAGCAUAUAAUAAUAAGGCUAAGAGAUGGGAACAGAAAAUACAGAGAUUUUAUUUGACGUAUAUGUCAGUAUAUCAUAUCCCCUUAAUACAUGAACAUGUAAAAAGAGUUGAAAUAAAAUUCUCACAGAUUAUUAAUAUUACAUUUCUUUGAGACAGGGAGGAUAAAAUUUGUGAGACACAGUUUGUAUGUCGUUUUUAAAUAUUUUAGGGAGAUGAAUAACAUACAAAUAUUAAAUGGAGAAGUUUAUUUAUAGUUUACUGUUUUUGUUGACCUUUAUUUUGAUCAUUGUUAGUCAAAAUGAGUGAUUUGUUAGUGUACUUGUUGUGACAGAUGUUAGAGAUUGUGUCUUUGUGUUUUAUUUAUAUUUAUUGUGUUUAGUUUUUAUCACAAAAUGAAGGUUUUUUUCAAUUUCUGUUGAAAGAAAAAUGAGAAUGAGGUCAAAUAAGGUGAAGGUCACUGAAUGAGGUCAGGUAAAGUGAAGGUCAAUGAAUGAGGUCAGUUAAAGUGAAGGUCACUGAAUGAGGUCAAUUAAAGUGAAGGUCACUGAAUGAGGUCAGGCAAAGUGAAGGUCAAUGACUUUUGGUUUACAUGUUCUUCAUAACUGUAGGUUAAAAUUAAGAUCUAGAAGUUAAUAAAGUUCUGCCUGCCCCUGUGCCCACUCUAUGCCUGAAAUUAAACUUGGAGGUGAAGCUUUUGGAAGUUAGCAAAUCAGGACAGCUAGACACUUAUAUAAUGUUGUAAAAUAUGUGAUAAUUAUGUGACUAAAAUUCUACACAUCAAGCUUUCUUCACUCUAUAAAAAAAAUUGAUUAUCUGACAACUUGGUGGGCAUUAUUGAAACAUUUUGGGACCUCUUUUGUAAAGAAUUAUACUAACAAUUCAGUUUUGUUUUAGUUUGAAUUAAAUAACACAUCUAUUAAAAAAAACACACUUUUGCGUAGGAUAUUUUAUGACCUUGUUUAAAUAGUACAUAUUUUACUCUGUGAUCUAAUUCAGAACAAACCUGUUCAUUUUGUGUAUUUACUUUCAUGAUUUUUUGUUAUUUACAAAACUUGUGAUUAAUAGUGGAUCAGAAUCUCUCUUAGUUAAUUUUUACAUGUCUAUAUAUAUAUAUAUGUAGUUUUAUAUUUUUUUUUUCAAUCAUUCACAUUUUUUGUUUUUCUUAAUAUUUUUGUUUUGUAUUUCAUUAUUUUAUUUCUGUUUCAUCAGUCAAACUUUGUUAAUAUUCAUGGGGUUUUUUUUCAGUAUUUUUUUUCAUUUCUAUUUUAUUAACUUAAAGACAAAUUUUAAUGUGCCAGUAUCCCCUUUGUUUUUUUAAAUAAAUAGUUUUGAAAACAAAAAAUAUAACCGUAACAUACAGAAUUGACAACAGAUUUUAUUUUUGGACUUUUACAAUAGGUAAGUGCAGUUUGCUGUCCCUUUGUCUCUUGCAGCUAACUGGUUUGGGUUCAAAUCCCACAGUAGCUGUAAAAUUCUUUUAUUUAAGGAACUUAUGCAGUCAGCUUUUUGUAGAGUUGGUGGUUUUGCUCAGCCAAAAUGAAAGCAUGAAUGGGCAAAUGAGGUCUACCCAUACCAUAUUAACAGUGUUAGUGUGAGACUUAAAGGAACUCCUCUGAGGCCCGAAAGUCUAGAAACAUCAAAUUUGAAUUUCUUAAAUCACCCGGCUGGGGAACUUAAAACAUAACAAUUGGCAAAAGAUUAUUAAGAAAUAAACCCAUAAAUAUAUUGUGUAUCUUAAUUUUGAGUUAUACUUACAUGUAGUCUGAAUGAAAAGCAUUGCAAUGCUUUUCAGUUUUAUGUCAUUUUUCACAAUUAGAAUUAUUAUGCUGGAAAAACUGAGUGAGCAAAUGAUCUGAAAUUUGGCACACAAGGUAUUGAUCUAGACCUACAUCAAAAUGAAAUGGAGCAUAAAUCUCAAAAAUUAUUUACAGUUCCGUCAUAUAAAAAACCUCAGAAGUGUACAUUUAAAACUAAAACUAGCAAAAAAUUACAAUUAAAAGAAUAUUAGAGAAAUCAUUCACUGUGUACAAUGUACAUUAAAUAGAGGAUAUCUGUUUGUUUUGCAUUAAAGAUCGAAUAUA